CUCCCACGUUAUUCUGUUUCUUGAAUACAGCACGGCCAAUGUGCUUGCUUGUGAUUGGUUACUGACCACGAAGUGAAACGCCGCUCCGCUCGCUAAACUGGUCGAAAUUCGUCCUCGACCCAACUGGGCCGUAAUCUUUCCUUUUUACGUCAAUUCAUUUUGGAAGAUUUGUUGAAUGGAACUUUGGAAAAUUUUACACCCAACCGCCUUUCGCUUGGCUCUGCUCUCCUUUUUUGUCCUGCUCGAGGCGCAAACGCUCAGCGAACACCAACAGGAAGGCGGCGGGGAUAACGACGGCGGCUGGUGGUGCGGGUCCCACCUGAGUGUGGAGGAUGAAGGUCUGUGUAACUUGGAAGUGGUGGACGGCUCUUCGCUGUCAUUGCGUCACUUCCUGGACAGUUACGCGUACAGGAUGCCGGUGGUCAUCACAGGACUGACGGACAACGCCAAAUUCCGCUCUUUGUGCUCCAAGUGGAAUUUACUGGCUGCAUACGGUGAACGGCAAGUGCGUCUCAGUACAGCCAACACGUAUUCAUACACCAAAGUGGACGUGUCCUUCAGGGACUACGUGAACGUCCUCCUCAGGCCGCAGUCGCCUGGCGUUCUGGGCAGCGCAGACACUUUGUACAUGUUCGGUGACAACAACCUGAGCGAGUGGCAGAGUCUUCUGGAUGUUUACAAGCCGCCCCCCUUCUUGCUGCCGCACACCAGCCGAGCUUUCAGCUUUGGAGUUGCCGGUCCUGGAACUGGCGUCCCCUUCCACUGGCACGGCCCGGGAUACUCGGAGGUCAUCUACGGGAGGAAGCGCUGGUUCCUGUACCCGCCGGAACACGAGCCCCACUUCCACCCCAACAUUAGCACCCUCUCAUGGCUGAGAAACAUCUACCCGCAUCUAACCCCACGCCAGGCCCCGCUAGAGUGCACCAUUCGACCUGGACAGGUCCUAUAUUUCCCUGACCGCUGGUGGCACGCCACACUCAACCUGGACACCAGUGUCUUUAUCUCUACAUUCCUGGGAUGAAGCUGAUGAACACACACGAACCAUCUGACAAACCUGACCUUUUCGUGACCCUUGAUCUUACAUGUUCAACUUUCAUAAGAUUAAACAAAAAAUUAAUUUUCUUGUCAUCAUCCUGUUGUAAAAUGAGUAAACAUGCAGCCAAUGGUGACAGACAA
Messenger RNA from Syngnathus acus (greater pipefish), 1176 nucleotides. RefSeq names its product jumonji domain containing 8 (gene jmjd8). The transcript is spliced from 9 exons. Lineage: Eukaryota; Metazoa; Chordata; Actinopteri; Syngnathiformes; Syngnathidae. The coding region runs from base 176 to 1021 and encodes 281 amino acids. Gene Ontology annotation, cellular component: cytoplasm. The record is from RefSeq and is a predicted model, not a curated record.